AUGUGUGAAAAAGAGAAAAAGGAUAAAAAGGAGAUGAGUACGGUGAGCCAUAAAAGAAUAAAUCGUACAAAAGGAGCGAAAUCAGUAAACAUACCUGAAAGUGCUGCCAGAAAAAGAAACGGAAGCGAAACUGAUAAAGAUGUGAACGUUGCUAAGAGCAAUAGUGAUGAUGGGGGUAAAGCUGCAGAUGGUAGAACGUAUGAAUGGUGUUUGAAGAGCGUUGAAUGCAGUAAUUUGGAUGAACAAUGCAACCAUGGAUUCUGUUAUGAAAAUGGAAUUGAGGAUGAAGCUGACGAACAUUGA
Molecule: messenger RNA, 303 nt
Organism: Ambispora leptoticha
Lineage: Eukaryota; Fungi; Glomeromycota; Glomeromycetes; Archaeosporales; Ambisporaceae
Source: the annotation of a GenBank genome assembly